AUGGUGACGAGCGACGAUUUUGUCAUUGGAGCUGAAGUAAUGCUUCACUCCCUCCGCGAGCACUGCGGCGGCAGCACGCGACGACCAGCUUUGGUGGUGAUGGUCACCUCUGGAGUGUCACAGCUGAAGAGGCAAGCUCUGAAGGCUGUGUCGGAUGAAGUCAUAGAGGUGGAACCAAUCGCAAUGCCAAUGAAACGGGCGGCGGGGCACGUGCCGGCAUGGGUAGAUGUAGGGUACACAAAGUUACGCGUGUGGGGUUUGAUCCAGUUCAGAUGCGUGGUGUACAUAGAUGCGGACGCUCUCGUGAUGGAGGACCUUGACGAGCUGUUCGAUCGGGAGGUGGAUUUCGCCGCGGCACCUGACGUGUUUCCACCAGACAAGUUCAACGCCGGAGUAAUGGUUGUGGUGCCGUCGCUGAUUGUCCUGGAGGACAUGAUGUCCAAGGUGGAAGAACUCCCAUCGUACGACGGCGGAGACACCGGUUUCUUAAACGCCUAUUUCGCGGAUUGGUUUUCAAGGCCGGCGGCUGCAAGGUUGCCGUUCGCGUACAACGCCCUCCGCACGGUCUAUUGGACAACUCACGAGAAGAACCCUGGGUACUGGGAAGCGAUCGGCCCCGUGAAGAUUAUUCACUUUUGCAGCAGCCCCAAGCCUUGGGAAGAAACCAAUCGCAAGGGAGACCUCGAGAUGACGUGGUGGCAGCGAUACGUGCAGAUGAAAAUGGGCUCAGUACCUGGCAUGGACGGAUUUGUCUAA
This is a messenger RNA of Ectocarpus siliculosus, 756 nucleotides long. The record is from the annotation of a GenBank genome assembly. Lineage: Eukaryota; Phaeophyceae; Ectocarpales; Ectocarpaceae.